AUGGCAUCAUCACAUAAAUAUUUCGCUCUGGCUCUUUUUGCAGUCUCAAUAAAGUUUUGUUAUUGCCAAAAUGAGACUAUAGAUGUUGCUGGAUGGGGGGCCGCCGGUGUUACUUGGUACGGUGAACCUGAAGGCGCCGGUAGUACCGGAGGAGCUUGUGGGUACGGUUCCGCGGUUGCUAAUCCACCGUUAUACGAGAUGGUUUCAGCCGGAGGCCCUUCACUAUUCAACAAUGGAUCAGGAUGUGGAACAUGUUAUCGGAUUGUGUGCAGCGGGAAUCCAGCAUGCUCGGGGAGACCAAUAACGGUGACGAUAACCGACGAGUGUCCCGGUGGUCCUUGCUCCUCCGAAGCAGUCCACUUCGAUCUUAGCGGCAGAGCCACGGGUGCCUUAGCCAAACCUGGCAAAGCCUAUCGACUUCGAUCCGCUGGUGUUCUACGUGUUUACUACAAACGCACGGCGUGUUUAUAUCGAGGAACUAACAUAGCUUUCCGAAUGGACGCUGGGGCAAAUCCAUACUACAUUGCAUUUGUUGUCGAGUAUGAAGAUGGCGAUGGAGAUUUGGCCUCCGUUGAGAUUCAACCGGCCGGCAGAAACUUCAUGCCCAUGCAAGAAAUGAGGUCUGCCGUAUGGAAGAUCAACUCCGGAAGUGCUCUAAAAGGUCCAUUCAACAUCAGACUUACCUCUCGUGAGUCUCAUAAAGUAGUCGUUGCUCAGAAUGUUAUUCCGACAUAUUGGAAGGCCGACGAAACUUACCGUUCAAUUGUUAACUUUCAUUAGAAUU
Messenger RNA from Camelina sativa (false flax), 784 nucleotides. RefSeq names its product expansin-B4-like. Gene Ontology annotation, cellular component: extracellular region. Gene Ontology annotation, biological process: sexual reproduction. NCBI's taxonomy places the organism in Eukaryota, Viridiplantae, Streptophyta, Magnoliopsida, Brassicales, Brassicaceae. The record is from RefSeq and is a predicted model, not a curated record.